AGAACAGAGAGGACAUGUUGAGUCCCACCAACAACAAACUGACAGACGUGUUGGAGGAGGCCAACAAACUGUUUGCAGAAGUCCGUCAGGCCCGCGAAGCAACUCUCGACGCUCAGCUCCUGGUGCUGGCUACAGACCUGGGGAAGGAGAAGGCCAGCCAGCUACACGCUGAGGGAUCGGCCUUCGAUCCCUCAGCCUUCGCCGAACACCUGUUGUCGUUCAUGGGUUUGAAUCGCCUGGAGGAUGAAGAUGAGCAGGAGGAGGGUGGUGGUGCGGCGGUGGCUACCUCCCCCAGGACGCGUGGCAGAAGGUGGCUAAUAGAGCUCAACACUGCUUCAGGACUGCCCCCUCCUUCCACUACAUGUGAGUAG
Messenger RNA from Oncorhynchus keta (chum salmon), 371 nucleotides. RefSeq names its product EP300-interacting inhibitor of differentiation 3-like. The transcript is spliced from 3 exons. Gene Ontology annotation, biological process: DNA repair. NCBI's taxonomy places the organism in Eukaryota, Metazoa, Chordata, Actinopteri, Salmoniformes, Salmonidae. Gene Ontology annotation, cellular component: nucleus; Smc5-Smc6 complex. The record is from RefSeq and is a predicted model, not a curated record. The annotation marks the transcript as partial.